CACGCGUUUAAUGUUUCUUAUAUAAACACAUAUGUGUUCUCUUCUUUUCUUCAUCAAAUAUUUUCUCUUCAAUCAUCGUUUCUCUCACGUCUGAAAUUUUUUCUCGCUUCUUUUAUUCGAGUUUCUGAAGAAAUGGAAUUUGUGAACAGCUCUACACCAAGAUACGAUUGUCUCCUCUUUGAUUUGGAUGAUACUCUCUAUCCUUUAAGCUCUGGUUUAUCGGAAGCAUGUACCAACAAUAUCAUAGAAUUCAUGGUUGAGAAGCUUGGAAUAGACGAAGACGGAGUCGUUGAACUAAACCAAAUUCUCUAUAAAAAAUAUGGAACAUCAAUGGCUGGUCUAAAGGCUGUAGGUUAUGAAUUCGACAAUGAUGAGUACCACAGCUUUGUUCAUGGAAGAUUACCUUAUGAAAACCUUAAACCGGAUCCGGUUCUGAGAAAUCUCCUCCUUAGUCUACCUUUUCGAAAAUUGGUUUUCUCGAAUGGAGAUGAAGUUCAUGUGACGAAGGCUUUAAAGAGGCUCGGCAUCGAAGAUUGUUUUGAGAGAAUCAUAAGUUUCGAGACUUUAAACCCUGAGAUUAACGAGGCAGAGGUCUCUUUGGAUUACAGUCCCGAGAUUCCGGUUAUCUGUAAACCAUCCGAGAUUGCUUUCGAGAAAGCCUUCGACAUUGCACAGCUCAAUCCUCAAACAACCUUGUUCUUCGACGAUAGCAUCCGGAACAUCCAAACCGGAAAAGCCGUGGGUCUCAAUACCGUCCUGGUUGGUAAAUCAGAAAAAGUGGAAGGAAGUGAUCACGCGUUAGAAAGCAUUCACAACAUGAAAGACGCAUUCCCGGAAUUGUGGACGGAAUCCAACAACAAGGAAUCUGAAAGAAUUGGUUACGUCGCUGCACAAAUCUCGAUUGAAACUUCUGUUCAAGCUUAGUUCUUCAUGCGUGUGUUAUCUAGUUUGUGAAGAUAUUUACAUAUCUGAUUAAUGUUUACUAGAUAAAACGGUUGUGUUGAUACAACAUGCAUGUGUUAUCUAGUUUGUCGGCAUCAUGCAUGUGUUUACUCCAUAUGGAUAUGUUUGUUGUUGAUACAACGGUUGAUAUAUGGUUUCUAUUACGUUUUAUAAGUAUAUUGUAUAACAUAAGGUAUGCUCUUUUGUACAUAUUAAAAAAUGUUACAGAA
Eutrema salsugineum is the source of this 1172-nucleotide messenger RNA. RefSeq names its product suppressor of disruption of TFIIS. Bases 133 to 924 code for a protein of 263 amino acids. The transcript is spliced from 8 exons. NCBI's taxonomy places the organism in Eukaryota, Viridiplantae, Streptophyta, Magnoliopsida, Brassicales, Brassicaceae. The record is from RefSeq and is a predicted model, not a curated record.